Trachymyrmex septentrionalis is the source of this 5268-nucleotide messenger RNA. It is a transcript of the gene larp, whose product is annotated as la-related protein 1. Gene Ontology annotation, biological process: positive regulation of translation; mRNA stabilization. The transcript has 17 exons. NCBI's taxonomy places the organism in Eukaryota, Metazoa, Arthropoda, Insecta, Hymenoptera, Formicidae. The record is from RefSeq and is a predicted model, not a curated record. Gene Ontology annotation, molecular function: RNA cap binding. Gene Ontology annotation, cellular component: cytoplasmic stress granule; cytosol. Bases 390 to 4496 code for a protein of 1368 amino acids.
CCCCCUCCGUCUGUGACGUGCCGGGUCGCAGAAGCUGACGGAAGUAGCUCUCGUGUCUCCGUCGUCGCGUCCUCCUUCGGGGUGAACAAUCGCGCGAACGCCACGCGAAAGACGGAAUUUCCCUUAGCAUGGAGUGGGGCAUGUGAAAUUCCGAGGACGCGCACUAGGUUAGUUUGCCCGUCCCGUGAAUUCGUCGAUCAUCAUCGACGGCCGUGAUCGUGGACCUUUCUCCCCUCCCCUCCCCCCUCGAGGACGAUCUGAAAGAGCUUCCGCGGGGGAGUGACGUCCCGACGGCAAGCGACGAGGGUGAAUUCGGUGGCGGUACGCAUCGACCUCGUGCACGGUCCGCGAACCUCGUGUUUUUGUUCCCCGACGGCGUGCGCCGCAAGAUGGCGGCGAAGCUAGCCAGCCAAGGUGGCGCUCGAAGCGGCGGCGAGCGACAGGAGGCGGGGCCCUGUCAGUCCUACGCCAGUGUGCUGAAUCCGAAAGGUGCCUCUCAAAAUCGUGCCAACUCCUUCAAGAGCAACAACAAGGAGAACAUUGACGAUCAGGUGGCGGUGCCUCAGCAGCAACAGCAACACUUGUUGCAACAGCAGCAACAUCAAACGACAACAAAUGCGAAGGAGAAGAUAGUGCCAAAUUUGAAUAGCAAAUCCUAUCAUAGACUCAUUCGGUACUCUCAGACUGUCUCGAACAAUUGUCCGGAGAGACGCGACCAUCACGAGAACUCGUCGUCGAGCAUGCCGGUCGCGCACGUCGACGUCGUUCACCCGUCAUUGGCGUCGUCGUCGCCUGGCGCGUCACGCGAGGACGACGGCCAGAGUAACGCCGAACGGCUCAAUAACGGCAGUAUCGGGAACGACGGUGAAUUUCAGACAGUCGCCACGAAGGGCGCCCGGCGUAAGGAAAAAUUGCGCGAACAGUAUCGCGAGAAUCAUCGGGAGCGUUACCGGCUGCGCGAUAACAACAAUCGCCAUCAGCCAUCACCACGUGGUCCCAAUGGCGUCGGGGGUGGAGGCGCCGGUAGACGCGGCAGCGACGAGAGAUCGCACAGAGAGCGCGCCGACCGCAAUGGCGUCCUCGAUCAUGGCCCGAAGGAAGCCCAUCAUUACAAGGACGAACAGAGCACCGAGUCGGAAGCGCAAUCGGCGUCCCUACCACCACCGCCCGUCAAAUACAUCGAAGCGCCUUUGCCCGCGGUGAACCCCUGGACGAAAAAUCGAACAUCGGCGUCGCAAACCGCAAAGACUCUUCCCUUACAGCAGCAGCAGCAACAGCAACAGCAACCACCCAAUGUCGCAACGUCUACAUGCAUCGAUAAACAGAGCGAGAGGGAAAGGAGAGUGCUGCAGCCGCAGCAACAGCAACAGCAGCAACAGCAACAGGAUACCACAGAAAAUGGUGUCGAAAGUGGUGCCCAGCCUACAAUUGUCAGAGCUCCCAGAGAUAGAAGGAAAUUUAAUCAAAACGCAAGUGAUUUUACGAACAUUGGAGACUGGCCUACUUUAGGAACACAAAUAGAGAGGAAAACAACUGUAACUCCUUUGAAGCAAAAUGGUGUGCUUAAUGGUGAACCAAGUACCUCUAAGACGUGCAACAUUGUCGAAAGCAAAGGCAAGGAGAACAAGGAACAGAUAAACUAUCAAGAUGAUAGCGACGAGCAUAUGGAUAACAAUGAAAAGAAAAGGAAAGCGAAUAAACAAAAAUGGGUCCCGCUUGAGAUAGACUUGGCACAAAAUCGUGGGACUAUGCGAUCACCGAGAUUUCAAAAUCAUAGAGAAAAAAAUGGUGAAGCGAACGAUGGUGAGUAUUGGCGUGAAAGGGAUUACGAUAGAUCAACUGGAUAUAAUUCACGAGGACGCGGUGGAAGAAAUUAUAGAGGUAGAGGACGAGGCGGGCGUGGCCGUGGUGGUUUCAGACACCGAUACGAUCACGAGUAUACAAAUUAUACUACGGACUGUGCACAAGCCCAUAAAUAUGAACAUACGGAUUCUGGAUAUAUGAUACCUUAUAUGGGAACAUGCUAUUUUAAUAAUGCAAAUUACAUAGAUACUACUGCAUUAAAAGAAUAUAUACGAAAACAAAUAGAAUAUUACUUUUCUGAAGAAAAUCUUGUAAAGGACUUUUUCCUACGUCGUAAAAUGAACGCUCAAGGAUAUUUACCUCUCACUUUAAUCGCAUCUUUUCAACGUGUACAAAAUUUAACGGUGGAUAUAGAUUUGGUGAUAGAAGCAGUCUUGGAAUCCGAUAGACUGGAGCUGUUAGAAUUAGAAGAUGGAUAUAAGAUUAGGACAAGAUUCGAUCCGUUAAAAUGGCCUCUUUUGGACAUAGCUAGUAAUAUCGCCUUUUCAGAUCAUACACAACAGUCUAACCCAUCUCAGUCCGAAAUAAUUCCUACCUCUGAAACUACAUUUUGUCCUAUUGCAAAGCCUUUAUCUACAAUGCCUGCUCCCCCAGUUCCUCGUGUGUUUGAAUCUUACCAUUCCAUUUCAACAGUAAGAUAUGAUGAACCAGAGAUAAAUUCUUCUACAAUAAAUGAGAUUCUAAAUCCUGAUGUGCCAGAGUUUGUGCCGACAACGGAAAGAAUCAAUGGAUUUACCGCUACGAAACAGCAAUCAAACAAAGAUAACAGUAAUCAAAUAAAGACAACAAACAAAUUUCACUUUGAAAAGAUAAAAGAAACAAUGGAGAUUGCAGAAAAGUAUCUUCUCUCUUUUAAUAAUAGUUCUCUCACGAAUGUAAGAAGAGACAAUGAAUUACCAGCCACAGUAGAUGCUCCUACUUCGGACAGCUUAUCAGAACGAAUCAAUGGAGAAUCGGAUUCAUCAAGCGACAAUACUUGGAAGGAGGUGAGAAGAAGAGUGAAACAUCUACAUAAAGACAAAACAGAAGAGAGACAUUCACACAAGGACAGAACAGAAGAGAAAGAGAAAUCUGAAAUGAAAAAUGCAAUACGAGAAGAACUGGAUUUUCAAUUUGACGAGGAACUGGAUUCACCGCCACCGACUGGUCGACAUAAUGCCUUUUCAGAAUGGUCUGAAGAUGACGAUGAUAAUGAAUUAUCGGAUAGAGAUAUUAAUAAAAUAUUGAUAUUUACUCAAAUCAGUCCUGCAUCAUCCAGAAUCCCAAAGCAUGAGGGCUAUGAUAGAACAGGAGAAUGGACUACAAGAGUAAAAAUGACUCAAGAAUUAGAACAGUUUAUCAACGACGGAUUACAUUAUUAUGAGGAACAAUUGUGGAGACAAAAUUUUCAAAGACAUGGCUCUUCUUCAUCCAUUGGAAGUUACAAAACGGUUAAUAUGAUUAGUCAGGAAGAUUUCGAAAAAAUGGCGCCAAAAGCUCCAAGAAAAGCAAAUCCGGAAGUCCCACCACCACCACCUCCUUCUAUGGAAGAUUUAGAAGUUUCGGUUUCAUCACAGCUUCCAAGCACAAGUCCAGAUAAAAAAGAUCACAGACAGGAAAGGAAUCGUUGGAGUGAUAAACUUUGUCCAAGAGAAGGUCGAAGAAAUACCACGCCACGUUUCUUUGCUGUUGUGAAAGAUGGACCGUCUGUUGAUCCGAGAACGCCACGAAAAAGGAAGACUCGUCACAGCAAUAAUCCUCCAGUGGAACAUCAUAUUGGCUGGGUUAUGGACGUUCGAGAACAUCAUCCUCGAACAUAUUCCACAGGAAGUAGCGCAGGCACAAGUCCUAAUGAAGGUUAUCUUGCUAAUAGUUAUGGAAGUGUUCCCAGUAUCUGUGAGCAUCCGAGUCAUGCUUUGUUGAAAGAUAAUGGAUUUACUCAACAAGCAUAUCACAAAUAUCAUUCGCGUUGUUUGAAAGAACGCAAACGAUUAGGUAUCGGACAAUCUCAAGAAAUGAACACACUUUUCCGUUUCUGGUCGUUUUUCUUACGAGAAAACUUUAAUCGUACCAUGUACGAGGAAUUCAGAACUAUAGCCAAAGAAGAUGCCUGCGAAGGAUACCGAUACGGACUAGAGUGCCUUUUCAGAUUUUACAGUUACGGCUUGGAAAAGAAGUUUAGACAUACAUUAUAUACAGAUUUUGAAAUGGAAACGAUUCAAGAUUAUGAAAGCGGACAGCUGUAUGGAUUGGAAAAAUUUUGGGCAUUUUUGAAAUAUUAUAAAAACUCUGAUCAGCUUCAUGUAGAUCCUCAAUUGCAAGAGUACCUAUCAAAAUUCAAGAACAUCGAAGAUUUUAGAGUGGUAGAACCUCAAAUACAUGAGAUGCUCCAAGCUGCAAGAAUACGUAAUAGAACUGUUUCUGAAAGCGCUAGGGAAGAUUCACUGACAAGCGAACACCUACUUUCAGAUGACUAUAACACACUGCCAAACGCGCAAGAGUCGCAUUUAUCGCAGUUUCGAAAUAGGGCUGGUUCUUUUGGCUCUAGACUGUAUCAUUUUCGACGACGGAAUGAUUCCGCAUCAUCAAAUAGCCAGCGAAAUAGACAGAGUUCUGGUUUCUCUACGAAACCUUUCGAAGCGAGUAAAUCAUAAGUCACUGCCAGAGAACGAACUCAAGCCAGUUCCAAUUCCGAAGCGAGCAAAUCCGUCACGAUUAAGACAGAGGGCUCGUCUACCUCCUAAACAUGAAAAUGGUGCAGCGAUAAGAAAAAAAUACGUGAAUUUUGAAUAAAUCUGUGAAUUGACAGAAAUGAUCGAAUCGCCCUCUAGAUGAAGUGGCGAUAGUAUUUUCGGUAAUAUACAUUAUUGAGAAUUAAUAUCAUAAAAUGAAAAAUGGAAAUUGCGUCUCUAAUCCUAUUGUGUGAUUUUAGAGAUUAUUAUUAUUGGAAUGUGAAGUAAAUUCUUGAUAAUAGAUUUAGAACCGUGAUUUAGCGUUUAAGAUUAUAUUUACCGAUAUUUAAACCCCUUGGCGUGGUAGUGCAUUGCGAAAGAUAUUUUCACUCGCUUUUCAUAUUAUUUGCGAUAUUUAACUACGUUACAAAAUAGAACCGAAGCCAGAAGAAUGAUGAGAAUGCGUGUGUGUACAUGGAGCAAUAUAACGAUGGAAAUGUAUAUAUCCUAAUACUUUCAGUUACACUUUUAUUUCAUAUUUUGAUGCAAGUAUAGUGACAACACCUCGAGCAGGCGAACAUUAUCUGUGCAGAAACGUCCUGUAAGAUAUUGUUUGUUUAAACGAGUGUUUGAUGUAUGCAAAAAGAUAAAGUGCUACUUUUAUCUAAAAGACAGCAUAAAGACUAAAUAUAUAUAUAUAUAUAAAAUAACAGAUAAAUGCCUAAAUAUUACUUUUGAUUAAUCUGUUAUACAU